This is a messenger RNA of Ostreococcus lucimarinus CCE9901, 321 nucleotides long. RefSeq lists its product with no specific name. Lineage: Eukaryota; Viridiplantae; Chlorophyta; Mamiellophyceae; Mamiellales; Bathycoccaceae. Gene Ontology annotation, biological process: base-excision repair. The record is from RefSeq and is a predicted model, not a curated record. The transcript has a single exon. The annotation marks the transcript as partial. Gene Ontology annotation, molecular function: DNA N-glycosylase activity; DNA demethylase activity.
GAUCAGGUAGACUGGUACGCCGUUUUGGACGCACCGCUCGUUGAAAUCGUCAAGUGCAUCAGAUGCCGUGGCAUGCACUGGAUGCUCGCGCGACGCAUCAAAGGUAUUUUGAAACGAGUCAUGGCGCAACGUGGAUGUCUUUCGCUUGAAUUUUUGCGCGACACGCCGACAAGAGAUGCCAACGAAUAUCUGCUCGCUCUCGACGGUAUGGGCGUGAAGACGACGUCUUGUGUGCUACUUCUUGCGUUGCAUCGCACAGACUUCCCCGUCGACGUUAACGUCGGGCGUAUCAUGGCUCGUUUGGGUUGGGUGCCACUCGAG